UGUCGUGAGUGUCGCGGGGGUUGUCGUUCCAUGGCGACGGCGGAUGACAGCUGAAGGUUCGCAAAGGUCCGUGACGACUACGAGCGAGCCAGCUUCGGCCUCGCAAGUCCUUUAUUUCGUCUCCUUCGUCUGGUGACACAUCCACACCACACCAAACUACACCUUCUAGCCGGGAAUAGACGCGCUCUGCUGGGCGCAGCAGUCCGGAUGUGCGUGGUGUUCUAGUUCCGCAUGGCGUAGCCUCCUUCUUCUAGAACCUUCUUCAUGGUUCCUUGCUCCGUGUAGAACCUUCUUCAUGGUUCCUUGCUCCGUGUAGAACCUUCUUCAUGGUUCCUUGCUCCGUGUAGAACCUUCUUCAUGGUUCCUUGCCCACAACCAGCGGAACCUUGCGGACUAGCGGCGGACAUGUCGGUGUCGGCCCAGUAGCGAGCGCGGUGUGGCGGCCUCGGCGUGGCGGACCUGCGACUUGGGACUUUUCUUCCAGUUGAAAACAAAAGAGGCGUAUUUGUGCUCACCUUCUUCGGGACGUGAGGACCGGAAGGACGUUGGUGUUGUCGCCAGGACGUUGGUGUUGUCGCCAGGACACCCGCGGGAAGAUGACGUCCUGCACCCCCGCAGACAUGAUCAACCUGCGACUCAUCUUAGUCAGCGGGAAGACCAAAGAGUUCCUUUUUUCGCCCAGCGAUUCGGCGGCAGACAUCGCCAAGCAGGUUUAUGACGACUGGCCAAUGGACUGGGAGGAAGAACAAGUCAGCAGUCCCAACAUCCUGAGGCUCAUCUACCAGGGACGCUUCCUGCACGGCAACGUCACGCUAGGAGCACUGAAGUUGCCUCUGGGUAAAACCAGCGUCAUGCAUUUAGUGGCCAGAGAGACGCUGCCUGAGCCCAACUCACAAGGUCAGAGGAACAGGGAGAAGACUGGAGAGAGUAACUGCUGUGUCAUCCUGUAAAUAAACACCUUUUAGCUCCGCCCCCUCAUACUUCCUGUCCCAGGCCCGCCCAUACAUACAUACAUACAUACAUAUAUACAGUAUACAUACAUACAUAUAUACAUACACACACAAGCUGUAGCCAAUUAUCACUUAGUAACUGGCUGUUAGUUGGUUGUCAUAGCAACGAUGCCUUCCUUUUCUUUCUUUAAGCUCACACUUCUAACGACUGAUUAGAUGCCAAACACACACACACACACACACACACAGACACACACACACACACACACACACACACACACACACACACACACACACACACACACACACACACACACACACACACACACACACACACACACACACACACACACACACACAC
Molecule: messenger RNA, 1311 nt
Organism: Entelurus aequoreus (snake pipefish)
Lineage: Eukaryota; Metazoa; Chordata; Actinopteri; Syngnathiformes; Syngnathidae
Product: ubiquitin-like protein 3
Exons: 5
Coding region: 597-950 (117 amino acids)
Molecular function (GO): protein binding
Source: RefSeq, a predicted model, not a curated record